AUGGCGAUGAACGCUACUGCUUUCAAUCACUCCUAUCACAUCAAUGCAACACAUGUGUCUGGAAAAAAUGUUCCUAUGUCUUCAGACAACUAUGCUGAGCUGAGAAAGUCUCUCAACAUCAUGUCUGUCAUUGUUUACUCCCUGGCCUGUGUUCUUGGUGUGCUCGGGAAUGGAGUAGUUAUCUGGGUGACCGGAUUCAAGAUGAAGAAAACAGUUAACACAGUUUGGUUUCUCAACCUCGCUGUGGCCGACUUCCUCUUCACAGCAUUUCUGCCUCUGAGUAUUGCGUACACAGCUUUGAAAUUUCACUGGGCUUUCGGCAAGUUCAUGUGCAAACUGGGCGGCGGAUUGAACUUACUGAACAUCUUUGCCAGUGUCUACAUUCUGGUGGUGAUCAGUGUGGACAGAUGUGUGUCUGUGGUGUGGCCCGUCUGGGCCCAGAACCAUCGCAAUGUACGCAAGGCGUCAUUUGUGAGUCUGGGUGUUUGGAUACUGGCUCUGAUUCUCAGCGCUCCAUACUUCAUCUUCAGGGACACUCUGUCAUUCAGGAAUGGCGUCACUAUCUGCAUCUACAACUUUGCCCUCUCUGAUGACUAUAAAACACCAUCUGUGAAUCAGCUGCGACAGUUUCGUCAUCAGGCUGUGAUCAUUACACGCUUCAUCCUGGGAUUUGUUGUCCCCUUCACUGUCAUUGUCUUCUGUUAUGCUGUGAUAAUCCAUCGAAUCAGAAGAAACCGCACCCUGGCCAGCCAGUCAAGUCGCCCCUUUAAGAUCAUCGCUGCAGUGAUCAUCACUUUUUUCCUGUGCUGGGCUCCCUAUCACAUCAUGGCUUUAAUUGAGAUGGUCUAUCCCAAUCCUGCUUCUCGCACUGAAACAAUGGUCUAUGCCUUUACUGUCGGUACUCCCCUAGUAACCAACCUGGCUUUUAUCAACAGUUGCCUGAACCCACUGCUGUAUGUGUUCAUGGGCCAAGAUUACAAGGAUAAGGUCUGCAAAUCCAUCCUGAGUGUAUUUGAAAGGGCCUUCCAGGAAGACGUUUCUUGCUCUCACACUGAUUCAAAGUCAAUGGACACCAGGCAGAGCGCUGAGAUGUCAGCUCUUAAUACCGAAGUAUAAGGCUGUCAGUGACAGCCUUGAAGAAACAAAUACUGAAAAUGAGCAAAUGAUCUUCACAAAUGUGACAGAAUAUAAAAAACUUAUUUUGUUAUAGAAUAUAUCAGACUGUAAAUUACCUUACAGAACAGAUUUUACUGAAUAUAGAUUUUACACAGUCAAGCUGAUAGCAAGUUCAUUUGUACAGCAUUGUCCCCACCUCAAGCUACCCAACGUCCUUUACCACCAGGAUGUGAGCAACAUGGUACCCCCCACAGAAACCACCUCUUGGCUGAUCUGCACUUUUUUGGGGGGGUGAGGUUUUGUAUUGUCAUUUCCUCUUUUAGUCUUUAUGGUAAUUUUCCCACUGUAUAUCUCCCUUUGUAUCUCAUGGUGCACCCUGGGUGCUUUUAUAAACAUUUUAUUGCAUAUUUUUUAUUUUUACUCAAGGACAAUCAAAUGCAAGUCUAAUAAAUACUCACUCUAGCUGCUUUGAGCUUAAUAUAUUCAUAAAGCAGCAAUCGCUUGUUGGCUUAGUCUGGUCUUUUGGUUUUUGUUUGGCCCUAACUGGGUCAAAACUGAAAAGUCGGUUAUUGAUGCUGUGGUAUGAAGUUAUCCAUGACAUGAAUAAACAAAUGCUGUAAAUGUACAUAGCAAAUAAUUUUCACACAUGUGCCUGUAAAUACCAGAUAUGUGUUAGUGGAGUAAUACCUCUAUUGUUACUGUGACCAAUCCCAUGGUAGUAGCUGUAAGGUUUUCAUGACAUUGCUACAUGAGUUUACCAUCAUUCCUGACCUCUUAGACAGCAUACAGUAACACCACAGGAAAGGAAUUGCCCACCUUUUCGUUGAA
Molecule: messenger RNA, 1944 nt
Organism: Epinephelus lanceolatus (giant grouper)
Lineage: Eukaryota; Metazoa; Chordata; Actinopteri; Perciformes; Serranidae
Product: chemerin-like receptor 1
Biological process (GO): complement receptor mediated signaling pathway; positive regulation of cytosolic calcium ion concentration; phospholipase C-activating G protein-coupled receptor signaling pathway
Cellular component (GO): plasma membrane
Molecular function (GO): complement receptor activity; G protein-coupled receptor activity
Source: RefSeq, a predicted model, not a curated record